Messenger RNA from Malaya genurostris, 15984 nucleotides. It is a transcript of the gene pHCl-1, whose product is annotated as glutamate-gated chloride channel. NCBI's taxonomy places the organism in Eukaryota, Metazoa, Arthropoda, Insecta, Diptera, Culicidae. Gene Ontology annotation, molecular function: transmembrane signaling receptor activity; extracellular ligand-gated monoatomic ion channel activity; chloride channel activity. Bases 1805 to 4606 code for a protein of 933 amino acids. The record is from RefSeq and is a predicted model, not a curated record. Gene Ontology annotation, biological process: chloride transmembrane transport; signal transduction; regulation of membrane potential. The transcript has 21 exons. Gene Ontology annotation, cellular component: neuron projection; membrane; synapse.
GGAUGAAAAUUUAGUACGCUGCAGAUUUUCAUGGGAAAAACAUUUCAAUUCACUAUUGGUCCGUUCCUCGUCCGUGCGGCUGCCCAUUUUUAGUUCUUGGUGGCUUUCUCAUUGUGAUUACUAUUAUUGCUAGGCGCCACGGGACGACCUUUCGACCACUACUGCUGGGGUGAGUGUACGUGUCCUAUUCGGAGAAGUUGGAUGUCUUUGACCCGAUGAUGUACGAAUACCUAAUCAGCUAGACAGACUAGCAGUGCCUGAUCGGUUAUAAUUUGCUGCUCGGAUUGAACAAAGGAAGUGAGAAUCGAAUUCCGACGACACCCGCAAAAGCAAAAGGAUUUUGCUGAAGAGGUUACGUGCUCGUGAACAAAAAAUUAAUAAAAGAAGAAGAAUAUACCAAAUACUCAGAGACCACUCUGGGUGAAAAGUUGAAUAAAUUUGGUGAGAUAAAAACAAUAAUUUUAUGCUACGAUCCGUGUGAGGGUUGGUGAUAAAGAAAAGUUCUUUCUUUUUCUGUUUCCUACUCCUUUGGGUAAUAUUUUCCGUUACUGUCGGAAGUGGAAAAACUAGCAAGCCGUGUAAAAGUUUCAAAUUAUUGUCGCUUUGAGAGGUGCACAGGUGCACGGCAAAAAAGGAAAGUAGAAAAUAAUGGCUACUGAUCGUUGGUGAUAUAAUUUUGAAUGGUGUGAACAACAGGAGAAGCACAGUUUGUGAAAGCGAGUUUGAAGAGGGAACGUUGUGCGGUGAUAAAAAAGAAGGAAGCUCUAGAUUACGGUGAAAUUUAUUUGAAUUUUGUGCAUGGGAACAAGGCAACGAAGACAUCCUCUGAUCAAGCAUUCUUUAGCCGGAGAGAGAGAGAGAGAGAAACAGUUUAAGUGAGCAAAAUUUAAAGAAAUAGAAGAGCUUGGGAAGCGUGCAAAAAUCUGCAGAUUAGUGAUAUUUGACUGAGAUACAUUUUCCUACAGUAGAAUUGGCAAGAUUUUCUUCUCAAUUGGCUUUGCAGGUGGUGAUUUUUCCUCUGGCCAUUGUAGGAAACGGUUCAUUCGGAGAGUGAAAUAAUCAACACAGUGGAGAAUCCUUCAAUCACGUACAGAGACACCGAACGUACGAGUGAGUGCAUAUAUAUAAGCGCAGAAAAACCGUACUACUGCAGGUACGUUAGUGUACAUUGUUACUCAACACCGGUGAAAAUUUUGAGGGGGGGGUAGGGAAAAUUUAGCAGCGUUGUUAUAAAAUCAGUUCCCGUUUCUUUGUUCUGUGAAUGAUUAAUGAUCGAGCCAGGAAUUAACCGCUUCGUUUGAAGCAUAGUGUUUUCCUUUCAAAUUGGGUCAUGUACAGUCUACAUCUAACAGGAUGACGUGAUUUCAGAAUAUGUCACGUGCCUGACGAGUUGAGAGCAUACGUUGAUUUUCACUAGCGAGGCAGUCCCCAGUGCAGAUAAACUUCGUAGCACCUUUUAAUUAGACAAUCCGUGCAAACUAGAUUUCGGUGCGAUUCGAUGUGUGCAAGCAAGCGAAAUAGUUUAGAAUUGGCUUUACAGUUUGUCGUGUUUCGAGAGUUGAUCUCGGGUGUUUAUGCAAAUCGUCAAUUCGAUUGAGUGCUAGAGUAAACGAAUUAGGGCAGCUGAAACGAUUAGUAGGACCUGAUCCUGCUUUAGGAAAGUGCAGGAAUCAUCAAACGGCCAACAGGAUUUGUGCCCGGAUAUAAACGAGUUUCGUCAUCCGAAAGAUUUGAUGAAGGUUUCGAUGUAGGGAGGCAUGAGAUAGGAACUGAUCUUCAAACGUGUGCAAAAAGAUGUCCUAAUAUGGGUUACAUGUGCGGAAAAGCGCAUCAUCGCACGUCACCACCAGAGCAAAGUUGGAUUGAAUCAUUAACCUGUACCCAGUUGUCAGAACCUGCCACACCGAAAUCCACUGAAUCGACUAGUUUUUCCAUCGCCGGCUGCAACAAAAAAUACCAAAAGCAUCACCGGAAGGCCUGUAGCGAAAGUAACUCCACUCUACCGGGGCAUCACGUCGCCAGAGCCCGGAUUACGUCGGAAACUGCUGGUUUCGGAAUCAGUUUCCAUUAUCCAUUCAACCUUUUUCAUCCAUUCCACUCUUAUUCACUUCAGUAUUCGACGAUCAUUUUAGAUAAACUCUCGCAAUUUAUCACAAAACAUGUAGCUGCGAGAGGUAGUCCCAUCGGUAAUGCCACAACAGCAUAUGCCCCCAACGGAAUCCCUUCCGAGCAGCCUCCAAUAGCAUCGCCGCUAGCUGCUGCACCUGCAUGUCUGCAUUCCCACGAUACCGGAUGCAGGCCAUUUCCGAGCGUUGUAGCUAGCGCAUCAGAAAAUCAACCACAUUCGUCGUCAUCCCGAGCCUCCGUUGGUUCUAGUACGGGUACACUUGCUCCGGGAGGAGGCUUCACCUCACCGCCGUCAUCAUCGCCCUCAUCUUUCCUGUCGUUUGAUCCGUUCGCUGCACCAGUUGCAUACAUUGGCAGUACAGCAACCUCAACUGGCUGCACUAAGGUGGCAUCAUCUUCGUCAUCGUCGCCACUAUCGGAAUUAGCAUCAUCAUUAUUAUCGUCGCCAUCCCAUGCCUCGCCGGCGGCCCCCGCUCCCUCGUUUCGUCGUCCUGAUGUGAGCCUUCAGCUACCAUCAACGGCUCCUCCCAUAACACACCUAACAUCAUCAUCAACAUCGAGUUUGACCUCUGCGACUGCGACAGCAACAACGACGACAACGUCGACGUCGACGUCGACGACGACGGCUAGACCUAGUAGUAGCCAUUAUCUUGUAAGACACUCACUCUGUUUGUACGCCGCAUCUAGCGUUAUACUAGCAUUAUGUUAUCUAACAAUACCAACAGUUGCCUCAGAAGCACCACACACUAUGCGAGGAAAAACACGAUUCGCCGAAGGAAAAUCAGACAAAGAAAUUUUAGAUCAUCUACUGAAAGGUUCGCGAUAUGACAAGAGGUUGCUGCCACCGGUUGACGAUGCGGAUUUCUGCUGCGGUAUGCAAACGCCGGAAAUGGCAAAACAUAUGCCCGAUACGCGCAUUCCAGGACGUCCCCAGAAUCGCGGCUCCCUGACUGUAAAUAUUAGUGUACUACUAUUAAGCUUAGCAUCGCCCGAUGAAUCUAGUCUAAAAUACGAAGUAGAAUUCUUACUGCAACAGCAAUGGUAUGAUCCCCGGUUGCGAUACGCAAACCACUCGCAGUACGAAUUCCUAAAUGCAAUCCAUCACCACGAAGACAUUUGGUUGCCGGAUACGUACUUCAUCAUGCAUGGGGACUUCAAGGAUCCGAUCAUACCAAUGCACUUUGCGCUAAGGAUAUACCGCAACGGUACUAUCAACUAUCUUAUGAGGCGGCACUUGAUUCUGUCGUGUCAAGGUAGACUGAAUAUUUUUCCAUUCGAUGAUCCGCUGUGUUCAUUUGCUUUAGAAAGCAUAUCGUACGAGCAGUCUGCAAUACGGUAUGUUUGGAAAAACGAUGAGGACACUCUCCGGAAGAGUCCUUCACUAACAACGCUUAAUGCGUACUUGAUCCAGAACCAAACGAUAACCUGCCCCAUCAAAGCCAGCUGGCGAGCCGAAGGACAAACUUUGUCAGAGGAAGACGAAGAGUUUCUCUGUAAUUUAUGUCAGAGGCGGUUUGAGGAGCAAGGUAAUUACAGUUGCCUGAAAGUAGACCUAAUGUUCACGCGUGACCGUGCGUUUUACUUUACAACCGUAUUCAUACCGGGCAUCAUUCUGGUGACCUCGUCCUUCAUUACCUUCUGGCUGGAGUGGAACGCCGUCCCGGCUCGGGUCAUGAUAGGCGUCACGACAAUGCUGAAUUUUUUCACAACCUCCAACGGUUUCCGCAGCACACUUCCGGUGGUGUCGAACCUGACGGCGAUGAACGUGUGGGACGGUGUGUGCAUGUGCUUCAUCUACGCGUCGCUGCUGGAGUUUGUCUGUGUCAACUACGUUGGCCGGAAGCGACCGCUGCACAAUGUUGUAUAUAGGCCCGGAGAAAAUCCAGUCACUCAGCGUCUUCCAGCUGUCCUAAACAGGAUCGGAAUAAUUCUCGCAAGUCCCCUGACAUCAAGAUUAUACUCGGAAACAAUCGAGACCGAAUUCCGCACGGCCAUCGCAGCGGAAAAGCCGGUGACGGUGCCUACAGCAGCUCAAUCGACGACCGGCUCAGCAUCGCCGUCCACAAUUGGAAGCGGUGAACCGAAAGCAGCAUCCCGUCCCGCAAGUAUUUUGGUUGAAGAAGGCGUCCCGCUGAAUGAUGCGACCACAAAAAACCGUGUUCAGCGUCAACCGACCAUUCAGACGGAAAUCAACGAGGUUGGAGUGAUGGAAACGAGCUUUGGUGUCAAGAAACGGGAUUCCGGUGGACCGAACGAGAUUGUCGCCUGCACGAGCUGCGCGGGUGGAACCAGUCCCUGUACACACUCGGCCAACAACGGCUGUGCCACAGAGACAUGCUUCGUUCAAGUACGGAAAAAGGAACCACCGCAUCCUAUUAGGGUAGCAAAAACGAUUGAUGUUAUUGCCCGGAUCACCUUUCCGUCUGCAUAUGCGGUGUUUCUCAUAUUCUUUUUCAUACACUAUAAAGGAUUUUCCUAGAACACAAUCAACAAGCAUCUGCUUCACAAGAUCUAUACAAAUAAUCUGCUGUAGCGAAUUGGAAACACCGAUACAGAUGCUUCGGAAAAAUACACUACAUUUAAGUUGCGAUCUGUUAGUCGCAGUUCAACGCUAGUCAAUAGUCAAAGCCAUAACCAACGCAAAACCAGGUAGAAGCAGCAUCCCUAGCAGAGCCAUACGAAAGCGAAAUCCAGAUUUUGGUUUUCACCUGAAUAUAUUGAUCAAAUGUAAAAAGGUUUUAGACUUGCCGAGCAAGUACAUACUUAGAAGGCGAUCAUCGAUCAGCAGGUACAGCAGCCUGUGAUUUCUAACCAAUAGUUGACGAUGAUAGUAAAACGCAAAACAACAAAAACAAAUACUGCCUUUUAAAAAAACAUCAAACAAAAUAAAUCAAAAAAAAAACUGAACAUUAUGAAUGCUGUAAUGACAAACAAAUAUAUAGAAAGAAGAUUGUGAAAUACAAUUGUACAUAGGAGAUUUUGCCACAACUAGUCAAAUUCACGUUGCAAUCACAAAAAAAUCAGUAGCCAGACACAUCCAAGCGACCGAAAUUAGUUGGUUACCAUUUGUUAACCAACUAUUCUUCUUUCCAUUGCCAAUGCGAAUAGUAAUGUAUUUUACCUGAUUAUUAGAGUACUUUUGGGAUUUAUCUCGAUUAAGCCUGAGCUAGCAAAUCGCUCGUGCAUCAAACACAGAGAAAAAAAACACUAUACACUAACAGAAAUGAUUUUGUUUUUGUAUUACAAUGAAAAAAAAAUACUCAGAAGAGAAAACAAACAAACCAAACACGCCAAGCCAAUGACAAAAUAUUGCAAUCAAGUAGCAGUUUAGUAUGGAAUGACAGAAAUCAUAGCAAUAUUAUUUAAGUAAAAGUCAGCAUAAUUAUAUGAAUAUUUAUAUGGCGGUAAAAAAAAACGAUUCAAUGAUAAAGCUUAGGUAAGAGAAAACCCUAGUCAGAUAAGCAAACACAAACCAGUAUAACUUUUUUAAGUGAAACAAACCGUUAAAUCCACAUUGUAUUUUAUACCCAUUUUCUACGAAAUCUAAACAUGAAAAGAAAAAAAACCGAUUUCGAUCAAACAGACGAACAUAAUAUAGACACACGGUAUAAAGUGUGAGAGCACAGAAGAUUUCUACUACUCUCUAGAACAAAAUAACAUAUUCUAAUCGAUUGAAUCAGACGACUUACUUUCGAUAGUGCCGAUGCGGAAAGAACAAACCAAAGAUGAAGCGUUUACCGAAAUACAAGUUGCAUUAGGAACACACCCACUUUGUCAAACAAUCAGCAGCUUUUGAACAGUAACAUAUAUUUAAAAACCAAAAAAAAAACAACAUUUCUAGGCAGCUCUCAGGAUGAUUUGGUUCUCUAGAAGAAGAGUGUUUUUGGGGUUUGUCCAUUCAGUGACCGGUGGCUGCGCUACGGGUCUAGUCUUCAUUGUGUGUAAAAAAUUUAACUGAAAUUUUUGAAAAGUCAUCACCAAGUACCCAAUAUAGCCUAUGGGUCUGAGUCACAGCAAACGCUGAUGGGCUGGUGUUCAAGCUUGUAUACAAUUCUAAUUCCUUUUCACUGCUUUACGACAAUUUUUAAUGUCGUUUUCGCUUGAGAAAACUAAAACUGACCCAGGAUAGUUUCAUCAAACAAUCACCUUUCACAAAUCUGUGUUGGGUCCGCACUUAGCACCCAAAAUGUACUAAAUAUUUCCUGGGUGCCAGCACUACAUCAGUGAUUUUCAAAGUGGACGCUACUGCAUUUCAGGUGGGCAGUGAUGUUCAUGCUUAAGAUUUUUAAGAGCAAGAAAAAAUAGGGCAAAAAAUUUAUAAAUUCUUACUUUUGACAGCGUCUGUCUCUAUCUAAAUAUUCUUUCAAUACAGUAGUGCACUUGGACAUAUAUUUCAGGUAAAUGAGCUCGAUCAUAGCUUUUGUCUGUUCGCUACUGCACAAAACAUUUUCCUUAUCCUGCAACUUUCGAAGAACGUUUGAAAGUUGAACUCAAUUAGUUUGUUUUUUUUUGCAAUAACUGACUGGAAACAUAUGUUGAAGAAGCCAAAUGAAGGAAAAACUUACAGGACAGGACACGAACCUGCGUUCUUAUGCAUUCCGUGCAUACGCACUACCAUUUCGCCACCCUAAGCCUUGUGAUAGACACAGCUCUACAACACGACUAGGCAUGAUAGAACGUACAUCAAACAUGGUCUACAUCCUGGCCGUCUCACGACCGGUACCAUGCAUCCAAACAUCUUCUUUGUCCAUCAAACACUAGUUUUCUCGCUCUGUACCUAUUUUUGCUCAAGCACUGAGUAGGAGAGUUCACUCAAUUAACCCAUCCGAAAGACUGUUGGUUUACUUAUCACGCUAUGUUCAUCGUAAAAUCUACGUUUUCACCGUGGUUAAAUGCUUUAGUGAUUUUUAGGUUGAAUGCUCAAUCAACAAAACAUUAAAAAAAUAAUCUCAGUAGUCUAUCCGGCAAUCGAGGACUAUAUGAACACAUGAAUCUGUGAAGUACUGACCGUAUGAGACUAUACAUGAGGUCCUAUAAAAAUAAAAUUUGAUAACCCGUGCGCAAAUGUACAUAUCGAUUCUUGGAUAAUACAAGCAAAGUUUGAAAAAAUCUUGUGAUUUUUCAUCUUAUAAGAUGCACAUAAAUGGUGCGUCGUAUAGCUCACAAAUUUAUAUUCAAAAACACGUAAAGUUGUGUGAUUUGAAAAUUACAUGGUCGAAUAAAUAAUCAAAUUACAUGGUCGAAUAAAAUAAAAAUCAAAAGAUCGAUAUCAGCAGCGCGACUUGAACCAAGACCAUCAGCUCACAAAGCACGUCAGUUAAUCAACUGAACCGAAUAAGGCCCUUAUCUGCUUGAUGAAAAAUUGAUACCUAUAAAUCCAUACAGCGGCACUUGGUAGCCGAAUGCAAGUUACAUUCGGAGCCUAUCAAAUUCCGGAUUCCGGAGAGUUCAACUAAAUAUUAGUGAAUAUAUUUUUUUAGUUCAUUUUAAAUUGCAGAAACAAAGGUUCCACGUCGAAGGGCAGUUGAUAAAUUCUCGGAUAAAUUUGUGACAACAGUUCCGUAUGUACUGAUCACAGUUUUCCCACCAGAAAUUCAGCUGAUAUAUAAUUGUAUGAAUUGUGAAAUCAAUAAUUAUAGGAUGAUAGCCAGGCAGCAACUGGCACAGUGGAGAAGGCAACAAACGAUUAUAAAUCAUUAUUCUAUGUAAAAAAACGGUGCUGUUUUAGAACUGUGUCUUCCACAGUUCAGGGUGGCGGUAAUGGUAAACACGUGUGCACGGAUUGCAUAAAAACGCAGGUUAAAGUCCUGCCUCUGAGCGUAUUUUUAACAGAAAAAAAACUUUUCUGUGAGCUUCUCAUUCAUUUGGCUUCUUCAAUAUAUGUUUCCACUCAGUCAUUGCAAAAUUGAACAACAAAACAACAAAAUUAUGGGGUCAAAUCAUUCAAACAAUGGUGCCAUUUCUUCCGUUUCUUUUUUGCAGCAUCGGCCUAAAAGACGGUUUGAAAUUUUAAAACACACCUCUCCUUUGUUUGGGACUUUUGUGUUGAGCCAUCUCGGAUAAAGGUGAGUGAGUUCCGGUUGGGAGAUUUUGAACCCCUUCUUCCAGUACUGCCUAAAACCGGGUUUUGAGAACCAGUACAGCGAAAUCGGUGCGUAUGGUCAACAACUUACAUCACCUAUCAUCACAGAGAACAGACAUCCAAGCUAGCAUAAACUUUUUCAAAAAAUCGCAUACAAGUGCAAAUCCGUUAAAAAUCACCGUUGCGUACGACUUUGCACGCGUGAAUUACCAUUGUAUGGAAGCUCAAGCGCAAGAGCCUACAAGCGAUUGGACUGCUCGCCUCUAUAGGCAAAUUGUUACUUGGUGAUCACUUUGACAAAUAACCGUUAAAUUUCUUACACACAUUGAAAUCUACUUGGAUGUCUGUUCUCUGUGUUAUCAUUGGUACAUCAUCGUCGCUCUAUACGACGGCUUGAUAUUCGAUAUGUUCAGGAAUUAAGAAAAGGACCAUAAGACCUUUUAUUUGGAUCUAUGUUUGAGAAAAUCGGUCAAGCUAUCUCUGAGAAAAGUGAAUGAUUUCCGUUUUGGAUGUUUUUGACAACUAUAUUCGGUACUUCCGAAACCGGAUUUCGGGGACCGGUAUAUCCGAUGUGAGUUUGUGGAGUCGUGAACUUGCUAGAUCUGCGAAAAAGUGGAAUUUAUUCAUUAUUUUUUAAAAAUGAACUCAUUUUUACAAAGUCUUCUGUAAAAGCAAACUGUGGAAUUUGCAGUUUUUUUUCAGUCCACAAUCUAGAACCGGAAGUCCAUAUGAAAUUCAAAAAUUUUCAAUUUGGUCAACGUUGGUUUCAUUUGAGCCAAAGUUUAUUCGAAUCGGUUCUGCCAUUUCGGAGAAAAGUGAGUGCAUAUUUUGUGCAAUUCUUCAUUGUCUAAGUUUGUGAAAACAAACCUAGGGGGAGAUCAGUCUAAACUUUGACUCAGGGUGGCGGAUAUGGUAAACGCAUAUGCACGCAAUGCAUAAGAAUGCAGGUUCGAGUCUUGCUGUAGGGAUUAUCUAUUUCCUGAAAAAUCAUCUUUUUGUGAGUUUUCUUUCAUUUGAUCUUCCAAUCUAUUUCCCGCUCAAGCAUUGAAAAUAAGUGGGCUUAAGAAAGUUUAGCAAGGAUUAGCGAGUUGAGAAAAGCUUUUGGGAGAUAUUUGUCACAGUAAGUACAGAUUCUCGCGUGGUUUCCCUUUGCGUCAAAUCAUAAUUCCGAGAUACUAGACAAAAAUCUCGUCCAGAUGUAUUUCAACUACGACAUUUCGAACAGCAGGUGAUAGAAAGUUGUCGAUCUAAUUUUUUGAAUUCCAAUCCUAGUGGAUAAUGGUGCUAACCCAGUGACACAGGCUUGCAAACAUUUCUCUCACAUAUAAAUUAGAUUUGUAUUUGGCAACCCUAUUUUAAUGGCGUUAUAUUGAAGGGGCUAGGAUCCAAAAAAAAGAUGGACCUAUUAUCGUUCUUCGUACUGAACCCGCCUAGAGGUCGUGUGAAAUCCGGUGGCAAAAAAUGCUGGGUUCCUGUUUCCAUGUCGUAAAAGGCCACAACUGCAGGAAUUUCUCUUUUCCUACUUUCAGUUACAAGAAUACUUUUUUCACUAAACUAUCACUUCGUUCUAGGGUUUUUUUUAUAUUUCUAGCCAUUCGAGCGUUUAAGAAUAGUCUAAUCUAGAAAAAGUAUCCGCCGUUUCCCAAUAGGUGACUGUACCGGCUGAGGGUGGUCAAAAUACAUAGAUGAUAAUGCCUUUAAAGUGAGUGUGUACAGUGCCUAACGAAUUGUCAUCGCCGUUUCAGUGACAGUUGUUCUUGUUUUCGUAUUAUUUACGAUCGAAAAUGUCUGUUUAUGUGCCCAAUUCUCGCCAUUUGCGGGAAGUUUUACUUUUCUGUUACAAUUCGAAAAAAAAUGCAACUGAAGCGCAUCGAAUACUUUCAGACAUAUAUGUACGGUGAUGCUGCUCUGAGUAAAAGAACGUGUUGGGAGUGGUUUCAACGUUUUAAAAAUGGUGAUUUCGAUGACGAAGACAAACAUGGAAGAGAAAAAACCUUCAAAGAUGAAUAACAAUUUACUACGAGCUCUUAAAACCGGGUGAAACCAUCACAGGAGAUCGCUACCGAACGCAACUGAUGCGCCUUAGUCGCGCGCUAAAAGAAAAGCGGCCACAGUAUCAAGAGCGACAUGGCAAAGUUAUCCUCCAACACGAACAAUGCUAGGCCUCACGCCGCAAAUGUGGUCAAAAAGUACCUGGAAACGCUGAAAUGGGAAGUCUUGCCCCACCCGCCGUAUUCCCCAGAUGUCGCUCCUUCUGACUUCCACCUAUUCCGUUCGAUGGCACACGGUCUAGCAGAUCAACAUUUUCAAUUCUUCGAAGAGUUGGAAACAUGGAUUGCUUCAUGGAUAGCGUCAAAAAAGGACUCCUUUUUUCGAGCCGGGAUCUGAAAAUUUCCGGAAAGAUGGGAGAAAGUUGUCACUAGCGACGGACAAUACUUUGAAUAAUACAUCUGUAAGCACUUUUUCGCAAUAAAGCUUUAAAUUUUGGAAAAAAAACGGCGGAAGUAAAGUCAAACAUAUCAUAUCAAACAUAUUACCGUCUAGCCGGAUAACCAAAGAGAACUUCGAUUGGUACGAAAUGGGUUCUAUCACCGACUUGAGACUAAUAUCUGAACCAUGCCAGCUGUGAACAGACCGUUCAUAUAAUAAGUUCUUUACUACCAGAAAGUCUUCUGAGUUGCGUUUCUUCACAUCCAUAGUAGAUCUAUUGGCAGAACGAUUUCCCCGGAACGGAGAAGAUUGCAAAUUGAGAGUUGUCUUUGAAAAUUUGGGACACCUGGUUUCGUGUUUCUUUAUUUUCAUUUUACCAGUCAUUUUUUCAGUCUGUUUUUUUUUUGUUGCAAAACAGGCUUAGGCAUAUGUGGACGAAACUGCGUAUUUUUUCAAGGUGCGCAAUUGAUUUUCUACAAAUUUGAUAUAAGCCAGAGACAAGAAUAGCUAACCAUUUCAUACAACCCAUUAGUUUUCGCAACUAAUUCCACAUCAUCCGAAAAAGCAGCUAACUCCGUUAGUAAUUUAGAUAUGCAAAUUACCUCACUAGAAAACGUUGAAUAAUUCUGACUUCGUUAUUGUACCGAUAUAUAGGUGAAGAUUUUUAUUCAUAAUUAUUUCCAUAUAUUAACGAACUGGAAAUUUAAGAUAUCAUAAAAUCUCGAAAUAAAAUCAUGCUGAGAGAAUUCUAAAAGCGAAGAUUGUGUAAGCACCCAUAUUCAACAUUCAACAUUUGAAGAGAGAGAUCAGAGUACAUAUAUUAUUGUGUAUAGCAAAUAUAUCAGUGUUUAAACUUCAACCGUGUAUGUGAAGCGCAAAAGUUUUAGUCUUAUUGCGUUAUAUUGCUUUUGACCUCGUCAAACAUCAUGUGUACUGUUUAAUUUUGAUUACUUCUCGGUUGUUAGCAUGGCAUUGAAACAAGAGUAGCAAAGUGUCAAAAUUUUGCUCGCACAUCGUGAAAACCCAAACUAUUCGCACGCAAAGUAAUUGAAAUUUAAAAAUGUUGCCAAACCAAGCAAAUUAGGUCCGUCAUCACUUUCAGAUUUAAAAGAGCUUCCUGAGCACGAAAAUUAAUACUACUAAUGAAAAAGAGAUUUUGAAAUACUUUGAGCUCCCGAAGUUCGAAAAAGAAAUACAUCGUUUGGCGAGCCAUCUGCUCCAAAGGCUUGAAGAGCGAUGUUUAUACCACGACGAGAAUCAUUAACCAAAAAUUGUAUGUACCGAAACGCCAGAACAAACUUUGGUUCCCUUUCUCGAGCAGUAUAAAUGCUUCGUUCUGUUUCGACCGGAUUUAUCAUCUCGGUAUCAUGAAAUGGUAUUUCACGAGCACGUUCCUGCUCGAAGACAUAAACUUCCCCAAGACACCAAAGCUACGUCUAAUAAAAAAAUAUUGAGACAUUAACGAUUAUCAUAUUGAGACAUUGUUAAACGCAAACUCAAGCGGCAGGCUGUUGUCCGCGCGAUGUAUCCCAAGGCAUAGAGACAAUAUGCAGUUCUUUUGAUGAGAAAAGUUACCAUGGAAGCAAUUAAAUGAUCCACUAUUCAUAUUUGCAAGUAAUAUAUUGGCUUGAUAAUAAACGAAAUUUAGCAACGAUUCCUUGAAAUUUUUUUACAUGUCUACAUAAAUUUGUCAUGAAUACAUUUUGCUCUGACCUUAUCUCAGAUACUAUUUUUUAAAUGGGAAAGCCCACUUUUUAGGACUUAUUGUUCACCUGUUGUGUUACUAUCCACUAAAAAUUAGCUAACGCCCCUCUGGUGGGCAGGAAUUACUGAGCCAGACCAAGUAAUCGGGUAGAUUUCCGUUAAUCCCGUUUUUAAUUCAUUGAAAUAAAACUAUCGCAAAAUUUCCACCAUUAAUCGAAAGAUAUGGGCUUCUUUUUCUGUAAUAUAACCCUCCAAUACGCAGCUAACUGAACACUGAUUCGACAGGACCCAAUCGACUAGAUCCCAAGUCAUCCCACCAACACAUAAUUAGAAUAAGUUUCAUCUCGAAGAAACAAAUGCCACCAAAGCUUACUGUAAGAAAGUCACACCAUGACUACUGGUAAAAAUAAAACGAGGUUAGCUUAAAACGUCCCAACUCAAGCAAGAGCAACUAAUUUCAAGAGAUUCAGUAUCGGACCAAUUUUUGAACAAACGAACAAUGAACAAUUGCUGUGAAUAAAAAGUUUCCUUAAUUAUGUAAUACAGGGUGAUUUUUUAAGAGCUUGAGAACUUUUUUAAACAAUAAAACGCAUAAAAUUUGCAAAAUCUCAUCGGUUCUUUAUUUUAAACGUUAGAUUGGUACAUGACAUUUACUUUUUGAAGAUAAUUUCAUUUAAAUGUUGACCGCGGCUGCGUCUUAGGUGGUCCAUUCGGAAAAUCCGCUUUUUUAUCGACAAAUUUUGUUCAAAUUUUGGCUCAUUUCUGGUUGAAUGGCUACGUAAAUAAGCAAAAUUGCCGCAUUUGGAGUGAAGAGCAACCAGAAGCCGUUCAAGAACUGCCCAUGCAUCCCGAAAAAUGCACUGUUUGGUGUGGUUUGUACGCUGGUGGAAUCAUUGGACCGUAUUUUUUCAAAGAUGCUGUUGGACGCAACGUUACAGUGAAUGGCGAUCGCUAUCGUUCGAUGCUAACAAACUUUUUGUUGCCAAAAAUGGAAGAACUGAACUUGGUUGACAUGUGGUUUCAACAAGAUGGCGCUACAUGCCACACAGCUCGCGAUUCUAUGGCCAUUUUGAGGGAAAACUUCGGAGAACAAUUCAUCUCAAGAAAUGGACCGGUAAGUUGACCACCAAGAUCAUGCGAUUUGACGCCUUUAGACUAUUUUUUGUGGGGCUACGUCAAGUCUAAAGUCUACAGAAAUAAGCCAGUAACUAUUCCAGCUUUGGAAGACAACAUUUCCGAAGAAAUUCGGGCUAUUCCGGCCGAAAUGCUCGAAAAAGUUGCCCAAAAUUGGACUUUCCGAAUGGACCACCUAAGACGCAGCCGCGGUCAACAUUUAAAUGAAAUUAUCUUCAAAAAGUAAAUGUCAUGUACCAAUCUAACGUUUAAAAUAAAGAACCGAUGAGAUUUUGCAAAUUUUAUGCGUUUUAUUGUUUAAAAAAGUUCUCAAGCUCUUAAAAAAUCACCCUAUACAAUCAAAUAAUUUCCAAUCCUUUACUGCUUACUAUUCAAUGUACUCAAAAGUCUUUCCAAAUCUCUAGUACUCUCUGCUCUCGAACCCGCUAAGCUUGAUUUUUAGCAUACAUUUUUCAGCUCAAAAGACUGUGAACGUAGGCUCGUAGUGAUCACAUUUGGCGCAAUAAUUAUGCAAUAAUCAAACACUAACACUAACUGGGUUAAAAAUUCCAGCUUCCAAAAUCUAUUGUGUGUGUGUGUCACGACAAACAAAAAAAACAUGAAAUGACGUAAUUUGAAUUAUACAAAUUGCAUGUAAAAGUUCACACCAUACAUUCUAACAAAAAUGUUUUUCAUCAUCUCAGUUCAAGAGAGUUACCAUAACUGUGUAUUCCCAAUCCAUCAUUGUCAGAUAAAUUUGAACGUCAUCACACAGCAAGCAGCGGGAUAAGGAAUGGUUAAAGGAUUUAAAAUUGUGAUUCAUGUGCCCAUAGAAGUUACUAUAUUUAUACAACAGUGAUAGGCAUACUGCAAACUACUGCUAUUACGACUACACAUACUACUUUUACAACAGCUAUAACUACUACAGCAACUGUUAUUAACACGAAAUUGUAAAACAACAAAAAAAAAUAACGUGCUACUCAAGUGCUUAGUUUUGUCAUAUUACAUAUCAGGUGCGAAAGGAAGUUUAGGACGCCGCAAAAAUUUGAUAGACUAGUCAAGAUUAUUGUCACUAUAGAAAUAAUAGUUAGUGUUACUGUCGUGCUUGGUUACAUUUUAUUUUACAAGAAGUUUUCGUUAAGUUUGAACAAUUUGAUUUUGUUAAUCUUAAAACUGAAUAUGAAAUCUCUUACGAAGUAACUAAGUUUGCAAUCCAAGAGAUCAAACAAUAUUCUAAAAUGUUAAACGUUAUUCUAAACAAAUAUAAAGUUCAUGUUUGCUAUGUUAUGACACUAAAAGCUUUUCGAAAAAGACAACUAAUUUUAAUUUAUUGUUCUUAACCAUCUGAAUCAAACAAUUCCAUUCACGAUAGAGUUACUUAAAUACAUAAUUACUGAGUUUCCGUUUAAAAGAACAUACUUGCAAGAAUGAGUCCAGAUUCGAUUUCAACUUCACUCGAUACAUUCAAAUCCUAUGUUCGCUCUAUGUUCUAUGUUCGCUCCAAAUCAUGAAAAUGCCACCUACCAAAGAGUUGAUUACCAUAUGUAAAUUAAAGCAGAAUUAUUAAUAGAUAGUUAAAAUGAUACAGCUCAGCUAAGAUUGUGAUUUAGUAAACAAAUGAAAUAAUGAAAUAAAAAAACACUACACAGUAAAAUGAAAAUACAAAGGAAUAAAAUAGCUGUUUGUAAAGUUUGCUAUAACACUAACACUCUCACACACAUACACAUACACCGACACUAGUAAGACGACCGAUAAUUAUAAGCAAAUAAUUCAACCAAAAUUACACAAACACACACACUUGUAAAAUAGUCGUGAACCACCCACCACCCUCUCUCCCAAUUUUAUAGUGACAUAAUUGAGUGCAAAAUCCAAGCCAAACAACACACAUACAAACACACUGUAUUUAAGCCUCUACUCGUGUAUUUGCUAGAAAAUUUAAGGUACGAAACCAAAACCAGAAUGUCACUUAUCCGGAUAUAAGUGGCCAUAAAAGAAGAAUAAUGUUCGAACAAUAUGGGUAAUAAGUAAGAGACAGGAGCGAAUGAGUCGUUUCACUACAAGCUAAACUUGUAGGAAAGUCAACUGACACUUCUAUAGACAACCAAAGCGCAAGCACAAGCAAGCUCGCAUGCAAGCAUUAAAAGGAAAAGCUAUUACAUACAUUUACAAUUAAACACGUGCUAAAGGAAACAAAAAACCAAAGUAAACACAAGCACUCUAAUCCACGAAUUAUGACUAAUUAUCUACUCUGUUAUGUAAUGUCAAAGAAUAGCGUAAUCAUACAAACAAUUUGUUACUUUUACUAUUCUUUCAAAAUGGACACAGCAAAACAAGAGCUAGAGAGAAUUUAAUAUACCUAAGCAGAGAUGGAAAUACAUUUUUUCGUCCAUUUAUCGUUACCGGCGGAAAGAGAAAUAGUAUCUGUAUUGAAUAGUUCUGAUUGGAACGCGAAAGAAGUAUAAGAAGAUGUUGUCGUAAAUGAAUAUUUUUUUAUUUUUUCUAAUAAACAAUUUUUGAAUCGAGGAAAA